Linepithema humile (Argentine ant) is the source of this 5567-nucleotide messenger RNA. RefSeq names its product intraflagellar transport protein Oseg2 (gene Oseg2). Lineage: Eukaryota; Metazoa; Arthropoda; Insecta; Hymenoptera; Formicidae. Gene Ontology annotation, cellular component: axoneme; intraciliary transport particle B; ciliary basal body. Gene Ontology annotation, molecular function: protein binding. The record is from RefSeq and is a predicted model, not a curated record. Gene Ontology annotation, biological process: intraciliary transport.
AAAUGUGUACAUAAUACGUACGUGAUAGUUGCACGGUAUACAUUUGCGGUUACACUUGUUCUACAUUAAUAUUGUAUAUUAAAUGCUUGUAAAUAAUAUUAACGUAAUUGAGACUAAAUGAGAAUAGAAUUUUAAUUGAAUCAACAUGUUACUGAAAUACCUUGGCAGUGUCAUGCCAGCGCUGGAAUUGGAGAAUAAAGUAGUUAGCAUAGCAUGGUCACCAAACAAUUUAAAGCUAGCUGUGGCAUCUUCUGAUCGUUCCAUUUACCUCUUUGAUGAAAAUGGUGUAAAACGGGACAGGUUUUCGACUAAGCCUGUUGACGCCAAGUUUGGCAAAAAAAGCUAUAUGGUGAAGGGUAUAGCCUUCUCCCCAGAAUCGACAAAAAUUGCAGUCGGCCAAACUGACUGUAUUGUAUAUGUUUAUAAAAUUGGAGAAGAUUGGGGCGAUAAGAAGGUUAUUUGUAACAAAUUUCGUCAGAGUUCCUCGGUAACUUGCCUGAUCUGGCUUGCGGAAGGCCCGAUCAUUGUAGGAUUGGCAGAUGGAAAAGUUCGCGCAGCUCUGGUGAAGUCGCAGAAGGCGCAAACCUUGUACACUUCCGACGCCAUGACGAUCGCGCUAGCUAGCAACGUCCGCGGCAGUGGUUUUCUGUCAAGCCACGCUGACGGCAGUAUCAUCCGCUAUUACGUCGCCGAAGACGGCAGCGCGGAACCAUCGGGGCGUGUAUGCGUUCAUAACGUGCCUGCUUAUGCUCUGGCGUGGCUGCAAUCGCAUAUUCUAGCCGGGGGUUGCGACAAACGACUGACUCUGUACGAUUCGUACGGCAAGGCGGCCAAGAGUUUCGAUUUUAGCCGCGAUCCUGAAGAGAGAGAGAUCACCGUGGCCUGUUGCAGCCCGAGCGGUCAGAGUGUCGCCGUGGGCUCGUGGGAUAAGGUGCGCGUCCUUGAUUGGACGCCCCGACGAGGUGUCUGGGAAGAAACGAAUGUGAGAGAAUUGCCGAACUUCUACACAGUCACGGCGCUCGCCUGGAGGCGAGACGGCUCGAAAUUGGUGGUCGGAGGAUUGUGCGGCGGUGUCGAGCAGUUCGAAACUAUCUUAAGGCGCACAGUUGUCCGCGGUAGUCACGAAGUGGCCUACGUGGGUCCCAGCCAGGUGGUGAUUCGUCCGUUGAGCGACUCUCCGCAGCGCUCUAUCGUCAUCAGAUCGCAGACAGGUCUGGAACUCGAGGAUGUGCGUGUGCUGGGGCGCAGAGACAACAACGUAGUAGCGCGAACGGCGCGUACCCUGCUGAUCGGCGACAUUGAGCUGGGUCUGAUGAGCGAAAUCCCAUGGGAAAACCAGCAUAACGGCAGUGAGAAAUUCUUCUUCGAGUAUCCGGUUGUCUGCUUGAUCUUCUGCUCGGGCGAGCUGACAAUCGUCGAGUACGGCCAGAACGAGGCUCUCGGCUCCGUGCGAACAGAAGCGGUGAAUCCGCACGUGGUGAGCGUACGCGUGAAUGAACGACCCUCGGCCGGCAGUGACGACAAUAAAAAGCUGGCUUAUCUAUUGGAUCCGAAAACUAUCCGCGUGGUCGAUCUGGUAACCGGCGCGACCGUCAACAUGAUCGUCCACGACGCUCGCAUCGAUUGGCUGGAGCUGAGCGAGGCGGGACAUCGAUUAUUGUCGCGCGAUAAGCGAAGUCGCCUUUGGCUGAGCGAUGAAACCGGCGGCAGAGUUCUACUGGUGUCCGGCGCAUCCUUUGCGUCCUGGGUGCCCGGUAGCGACGUCGUCGUCGCCCAGACCAGUCAAACCCUGGCCGUGUGGUACAACGUGGACGCGCCGGAAGCGGCGACGCUGACGCUGAUCAAGGGUGACGUGGUGGAUGUCGUUCGGGAAGACGGCAAGACGUCCGUGAUGGUGGAAGAGCACGGCGCCAAGGUGGCGUAUACGUUGGACGAGGGACUGAUCGAGUUCGGCACCGCGCUGCACGACAAUGACUUCGGCAGAGUCGUCCUGUUUCUGGAAAAUAUGGGCGACAGUCCGCAAGCGGAGACCAUGUGGGAGAACGUGGCGAAAAACGCGAUGAGCGAGAGGAAGCUCACGAUAGCCGCCAGAUGCUACGCCGCGAUGGGCGACGUAGCUUGCGCGAGGUUUCUGAAGGAGACCGUCGAGAUCGGUGAGAAGUACGCUAAGGAGACGGGCAACGACCCGAUGUCCUGUCCGGACUGCUGGGCUCGCCUGGCCAUAUUGGACGGCGACCUGAAGACGGCCGAGGCGAUUUAUCUCGAGCAAAACGAGCUGGACAAGGCGCUGGACAUGUACCAGCGUUACUGGCACUGGGAGGACGCUCUGAACUUAGCCCAGAGUCGUAACUGGAGCGGUCUGUCCGAGCUGCGGGAUCGCCAUUUAGCCUGGCUGCUGGAUAGCGGUCAGACGGUUCGCGCGGCUUCCAUUAUCGAGACCACGAAUCCCAGAAGAGCCGUAAAACUGUACUUGGAGGCGCGUCGACCCGGACGAGCCGCUCGACUGGCGCUCGCCAACAACGAGCUGCUGGAAGACGAACAAAUCGUCGAGGAGGUCAUCAGCAGCCUCAAGGCCACCGAUCUCAUGGAACUCGCCGGCGAAUUGCUGGAGAAGACGGGCGCCGGCGCUGAGGCGAUCGGCUGUUACGCUCAGGCUGGCGUCUUCGCCAGAGCCCUCGAUUUGGCGCGCAAAGUUGACGCCAGCAUGGUGGUCGAACUCGAGAGGGAUUGGGGGAAGCAUUUGGCGGCGAACGGUCACUAUGACGCCGCCAUUAAUCAUUUUAUCGAGGCGGGAGAAACAGUGCUAGCGCUCAAGGCGGCUAUUAACGCCCGACAAUGGAGGAAGGCUUUGCAGAUUAUACAGGUAAUUGAAGACGAUGAUCCCGAAAUUCAACAGCAGUGCGAAAAGCUGGGCGAGUAUUUCUCCUCGGUCGGCGAAGGGAACUUGGCGGAGAGUCUUUUCAUUCGUGCGGGAAACACUCAGCGUGCCGUGGAGAUGCACGUGCAGUCGGGCGACUGGAUGCGCGCACACCAGGUGGCUCAGGAACACAUGAAGAGCGACGAAGCCAACCAAGUGCUGGCGAAGCACGCCGACAGUCUGCAGCAAACUGGCGAGCUUCGUGCCGCCGAAGCGCUUUACGUCGCGAUCGGCGAUUACGACGCGGCGAUCGCCAUGUAUCGCAAAGCGGGAAAUCGUAGCGACAUGAUCAGACUAGUCGCCGAGCACCGGCCGGACCUCCUUCAGACCACUCACACGCAUCUGGCGAGGGAGCUGAACACCGCCGGCAAGCUGAGAGAAGCCGAAGAGCAUUUCCUAGGCGCUGGUGACUGGCGCGGAGCAGUUACAGCUUACAGAUCGGCAAAUAUGUGGGAGGACGCGUUGAGAGUCGCUAAGAAGGCUUCCGGAGAAAAAGCAGCACAGCAGGUUGCCUUGAUGUGGGCUCGAACGCUGGCUCCGGAAUUGGGCGCAAGACUCCUGAUGCGGCUUAACUACUUGGAGUCUUGCCUGCAACUGGCAUGCGAAGCCAGCCUGUUCGAGUGGGCUCUGGAAAUCGUCAAGUACGGCACGGAGGAUCAAAAGAAGGAAGUCCACUAUCGCUACGCCAUGGCGUUGGAGGAUGAGGGCCGCUUCGCCGACGCUGAGAAGGAGUUCGUGCAAGCCGGCAAGGCCGUGGAAGCUGUGCAAAUGUACAUUCACAGCCGCGAUUGGGAGUCCGCUGAGGAUGUCGCGCGAUCGCACAGCCAAGAGGCAGUGGCGCAGGUCUUGAUUGCACGAGCCGCCGAAGCCGCUGAAGGGCAGGAUUACGCGGCGGCGGAAGCUCUUCUUCUGAGAGCCCACAAGCCAGAGAUGAUAAUAGAGCAUUAUAAGACCGCCGGCAUGUGGUCCGAGGCAUUGCGAGUGUGCCGAGAGUAUUUGCCCAGUCAGGAGGCGGCCCUGCGUAGAGAGCUGGGUCAGAAAAGCGCGGGGCCGGACGGUGCGAACGCGUUAGAGGAGGCUCGCAAGUGGCUCGACCUCGGGGAAGUGCGGCCUGCCUUAGACACUCUGAUUCUGAAUCCGCAGGCGCCGAGAUCUUAUCUCAUUCGUGCGGCUGACAUCCUUCUGCAUCAGGCGGAUCCCGAAACCGCGGCGGAGAUCGGCGGUGAUCUGGGCACACGCUUGUUUUCCGUCGGUGAACACGCGCUCGCCGCUCAAGUGUUUCUUCAGGCUGAUCGGCUGAAGGACGCGGUGAGCUCGUUGGUGGCGGUCGGCGAAUGGGAUCGUGCGCGUCGAAUCGUCCGCGAGCUCGCUCCCGAUCUCGAACCGUAUCUCGAUGAAAAGUACCAGGAUGCCAUGGCGAACGAAGGGGAAAUGGAGCGGCUGGCGGAAGUGGACGGUAACGCCGCCCUCGAGGUGAUGGCGCGCAAGGGUCAGUGGAGUCAAGUAUUCGACGCCGCGGCCUCGCAAAGUUCAGAAGUUUUGCACAAAUUUGUGGCGCGACGUGCCGCGCAGUUGCUGAAGGGCAACGCCGCGUCGCAGGCGUUGCAGCUUUACGCGCAAUACGGCGCGCCCGCGAUCUCGCAGAACUUUAAUCUGUACCUGCAGUUGGCGGAAAGCGUCUUAAACGCGGAGCAGCACGAAUACAGAUAUCUGGCUCAACUCCGCGACGUUUUGCACAGUCUCAGCCGUUCGUCGCCGUCUUUCGAUAAAUUCGAGCGUCUUUUGGAGGCUGCGCACCUCGCCGCGUUGAGACACGGCUGCCGUGCGUUGCCAGCGCUUUCUGGCGUUGCCGUGAAAGCGUCCAUCCGCCUGUUGCGGCACACCGACGUCCUCCGCGCAGAUAUAUGCUACUACGAAGCGGGCGCCGCGGCGCGCACCGCCGGUCUCUUGAGCGAAGCCUUCGUUUUUCUCAACCACUUCCUCGAUCUGGAGGAGUGCAUCGAGGAAGAGGGCGACGGCAACAUUCUCGACGUGGACGAUCUACGCGUCACCGACUUUCCGCUGGAGGUUCCGCUUCCGGAGAAGCUCGGCGUCUCGGCGGAUCAGCGCGAGGAGGCGAGAGAGUGGGUGCUGGCGGUGUCUAUGGACCAAAAGAUCGAGCAGGGUCUGCCGGUCGAUCAGAGGGGCGUUUACGUCGGCUCUCUGACGUCGCCGACUAGCUCUGGCGCGCCUCUUCAACCGUGCGCGAUCACGGGAUACCCGAUACGAGGCCCGGUUAUCAGAUUCGAGGAGUCCAGCCGCGUGGCUGAUCGCGAUGACUGGAACAAGCUGGCCAACGCGGCCCGACAGGCGACACCGGAUUCGCCGAUUAACGAUAUCUUGAGAUUCCUUCAGGAAUGGUGCGGCAUGGCGCCGAAGUAUUCGUUCUGAACAGAUGAUUUGAAGCGGUUUUAAUAAAGGUAAUGUAAAGAAUAAACAUUAUAAUUUAACACUGCGUGUAGAUAAAUAAAUAAAUAAUAUUAAGGACAUUUUGUAUCUAAUUUACGUCAUUUCGCCGUUUUUCGUCGCUUACUGAUUCUUGUUCAGUUCAGCAAUCUGUACUUUAGGAUCAAAAUUAUGUUUAUUAUAUAUAAUUGAAUUGAUAUACUUA